AUGAUGCAGGCUGCUGCGCUAGCGUGUCGCUUUCCGCACACUGAGGGUCAGUGUGAAGGAUUGCUGAUGGCAGAGCCGGCAGCGAAGAAGGCCAAGGUCGAGACGAAGACCGUCGAAGAUCAGUGGCAGGCUGUAGAAGAGAAGAACCGGGAGGAGCUCCUGAAGGAGCUAGUUGACGCCUGGGACUAUGAAGGCUCCGACACCCUGCCUUUGGAGGAGAUCUUGCCUGUCUACAUGAAAGGCGUGCUGGAGCCGCAGGUUCGAGCUGGUAUUGAGAAGUUCUGCGGCUCGCAAGGCAUCAAUCCUGCAAAGGGCUUGGACAAGGAAGUGUUCAAGAAAUGGCUGAACAAGCUGCCCACGGAGCAGCUGGCUGCGCUGAUGAACACGAACCUGGCUGUGGUGAAGGACUUCAGAGACAAAAGCACCAAAGAGAUGCUGGAUUCUCCAGCAUCUCCAAGGAACAAGAGCAAGAACCUGCGGCGCAAGGUUGCACGCACGAAGAAGCAGCUGUUCGGCUCGCCCUGA
This is a messenger RNA of Symbiodinium natans, 525 nucleotides long. The record is from the annotation of a GenBank genome assembly. Lineage: Eukaryota; Dinophyceae; Suessiales; Symbiodiniaceae.